AGUCGAAUCAAUGCGGGGGACGCGAGAAACUCACGCGUGAAUAACGUAUAGUAUGCGGAGGGGGAUUGAUGCGUAUUUGCGCACAACAAAAAUCAAACAACACACGAGGAUUUGCUAGAAAUGCUACCAGAAUGUAGAAAGUAGGGACGGAAGUGUGUUUUGUGACUGUACAAGUUGCUCCUGCAGCUCAUGGUGUGAUCAUUCACUUCAGUAGACUCGCUGCCUCUCCACCCGGGUCCUCCUCAGUCCAGAUCACUAUGUGGCUGCUCAGUGCGCCGCCUGCUCGCAGUCUGAAUGGCCGCAGCUGCUGAAAGACGCGCCCCACACGCACAUCUCCACUUGGCACCGCAGCUGUUCACCUUCUUCUGCACCUGACGCGCGCCGGGCGGCGGGUGCGAGUGGUGGCGGCCGCCCGCGUCCUCAGCACUCUGGACAGCGCUCGUCGUGGGAAGUUGGAGAGGACGCGGCGGUGCGCACGGAUCUAACUGGAAUGAGAAGCUGGAGCCGCUGGAGAAGACGUGCGCGACGCGCGGCCAUGGUUGUUCCCAAGUGCGCAUUGUCCACAACAGGCGCAGGUAACCCGAGGGUGGGCGCUCCGGUGUGAGACAUGGACUUUGCUGACAUUAUCUUCGCUUUGUUCAUCGUCGUGGUCGCGGUCGUGUCGCUGUUGUCCAACUUGUUGGUGCUGCUAUGUUUCGUGCACAGCACCGAGAUCCGCCGACAGGUGCCCGGUGUCUUCACCAUGAACUUGUCCUUCUGCAACAUCCUCAUCACUGUGCUCAACAUGCCCGCCACUCUGGUCGGGAUCGUGCGGAACCAGCAGCCUUUCGGGGACUGCGUGUGCCACGCGGUGAGCUUCCUGGAGACUUUCCUCACCGCCAACACCAUGCUGAGCAUGGCCGCCCUCAGCAUCGACCGCUGGAUCGCGGUGGUCUUCCCGCUCAGUUACUCCACUAAGAUGCGCUACAAGGACGCGCUGAUCAUGGUGUGCUACUCCUGGCUCCACUCCUUCACCUUCUCCCUCACGGCGCUGCUCUUCUCCUGGGCCGACUACAGCGACGUGUACGCGUCGUGCACCCUGCAGCCGAGGGACCGGGGCAGCGAUAGGAUUAAGUUCACAAUCUUCACGGUGGUUUUCCACGCCACCAGCUUCAUGCUGUCCCUGCUCAUCCUCUGCUUCACCUACCUGAAGGUGCUGAAAGUCGCCAGGUUCCACUGCAAGAGGAUUGACAUAAUCACCAUGCAGACUCUCUUCCUGCUGGUCGACAUCCACCCCAGCGUGAAGCAGAGAUGUUUAACAGAGCAAAAGAGGAGAAAGCAAAGAGCCACCAAGAAGAUCAGCAUCUUCAUCGGCUCAUUCAUCAUCUGCUUUGCUCCUUAUGUAAUUACAAGGUUGGCUGAGCUUCUACCUUUCGUGGACGUCAACCGCCACUGGGGAAUCAUCAGUAAGUGCCUCACAUACAGCAAGGCGGCGUCCGACCCCUUCGCCUACUCCCUCCUACGUCAGCAGUACAAGAAGGUCCUGGUGUCCGUGGUCAACAGGCUGCUCCGGCGCGACCUCUACCCUUCAUCCGGCCACAACAGCUCUCUGGACACAGAGAGCGACUACUGUCUCCAGAGGAUCAGCUAAUGGGCGAACGUGCGGACGUGACAGACGCACAACACACAGCGGGGCCGAGAAAAAACAGAGAAGGCUGCCUCUUGAGGAGGAAGAGGAGGAUGGGCGGGGGCGAAGAAUUAGGGAGAGAGAGAGAGAGAGAAGGAGUGGACAGGAUAUUAGACGGAAGCAAAAGGAGACUAGA
Messenger RNA from Platichthys flesus (European flounder), 1802 nucleotides. Its product is annotated as G-protein coupled receptor 26-like. The record is from RefSeq and is a predicted model, not a curated record. Gene Ontology annotation, molecular function: G protein-coupled receptor activity. Lineage: Eukaryota; Metazoa; Chordata; Actinopteri; Pleuronectiformes; Pleuronectidae. The transcript is spliced from 3 exons. Gene Ontology annotation, cellular component: membrane. Bases 608 to 1630 code for a protein of 340 amino acids. Gene Ontology annotation, biological process: adenylate cyclase-activating G protein-coupled receptor signaling pathway.